AAAGCAAUUGAGCUUGUAUAUGGUGGAUGGGAGGGGUCAUUCAGACAACUUCCCAGCUACCUGACUGAGUUGCAAAGUCAAAAUGUUGGGACAAUCGUUGAGUGGUUUCAUGACCCUAUAUUGAGUCAAGGUAAUAAGAAGGUGUUCCGCUAUGUAUUUUGGGCAUUUGGGCCAUCUAUAGAGGCGUUCCAACUAGCAAAGCCGGUUUUAUCAGUUGAUGGGACUCACCUGCGUGGAAGACUGAGAGGUAAAUUACUUGCUGCAGUUGGUUACGAUGCAAAUAAGAACUGUUUGCCUGUUGCUUUUGCUGUUGUUGAUGAAGAAACCAAUGAGAGUUGGAUUUGGUUUUUGAAUCUUGUCAAAGUGCAUAUUAUAAAGCAAGACCAGGAAGUGUGCAUAAUAUCAAACAGACAUCAAGACAUUAUAAAUGCCAUGCAGUCCGAUGUGUGGAAAGAGGUACCAGUUGGUUAUCACCGAUAUUGUUUAGUGCACGUCAGAUCGAAUGUGUUACAAAGACACAAAGGCCCCGGAGUGAGGAAAUGGGUAUGGAAAAUGGGUGAAGCAACUGAGGAGCGGAGAUAUUGGCAUGCGAGACGUGAAUUAGAAAAGUUGAGUCCAGAAGCUUUGAGGUACCUCGAAACCACCAUAGAUAGGUCGUAGUGGACUAUGGCGCACGACGAAUUUCGUCGAUGGGGUGAGACAUGUACUAACAUGGCCGAGUGUUAUAACAAUGUGUUGUUAUCUACGAGAGAACUGCCAAUUAGAGCCAUUAUUGAUAUUACAUUCUGGAGGACCAUCAAUUGGUUUGUUAACAGAACGACUCUAGCCAAACAAUGUCAGACGCCUUUGACACCGUGGGCUUGGCAGUUAUUUCAGAAGAAUGACCGUCGAGGGAGACGUCACCAUGUGAAGUCUACAAGCAUAACAGUUGGAACUUAUGAGGUGCUAACCUUUCAUAGAGGUCCGGGUAGAGGCCAUAAUAUACAUGUAGUGGAUUAUCGUGAAAAGAAAUGCUCAUGUGGAAAGUGGCAGACUUGGAGAAUGCCUUGCUCUCACGCUGUUGCGGUGCUGCGAGAACGCAGUGAUGACAUCUUUAGUCAUGUUGAUGCCCGAUACCAUACACAGGUUUGGAUUCACCAGUAUGCAGGUGCGUUCCGUCCAUUGAGACACCAAGAUUAUUGGUAUGAACCUGAAUGGACGUUGGAAUUUCCGCCAGCACGGCUACUUCCUCGAUCACGUGGUCGGUACAGAAAGGGCAAGAUAGAGAACCAAAUGGAUGAGAGCGAUGAAGAUCAGCCAAGACCUCCUCCUCGAUGCCGCCUUUGUGGAGAGACCGGCCACAAUAGAAGAAAGUGCACUUUAGGACGUGUGGUGUAGUCAUAUUAUGUUUGAAAUCAUGUUUAAGACUUGACUUAUUAUCUUUGAGAAUUGUGUUUAAGAUUUGACUUAUUAUGUUUGAGACUUGUGUUUAAGACUUGACUUAUUAUGUUUGA
Molecule: messenger RNA, 1493 nt
Organism: Salvia hispanica
Lineage: Eukaryota; Viridiplantae; Streptophyta; Magnoliopsida; Lamiales; Lamiaceae
Molecular function (GO): nucleic acid binding; zinc ion binding
Source: RefSeq, a predicted model, not a curated record